This is a messenger RNA of Laccaria bicolor S238N-H82, 636 nucleotides long. RefSeq names its product multicopper oxidase, laccase. The coding region runs from base 1 to 636 and encodes 211 amino acids. The transcript is spliced from 8 exons. Gene Ontology annotation, molecular function: copper ion binding; oxidoreductase activity. Lineage: Eukaryota; Fungi; Basidiomycota; Agaricomycetes; Agaricales; Hydnangiaceae. The record is from RefSeq and is a predicted model, not a curated record.
AUGCUUGUAUCCACUCUCUUCACCGUCACUCUUUUACAGACAGUUAGUGCAUCAAUAGUAUGGAAAGCCAACAUACAUAUUGUCAACAAUUACAUACAACCAGAUGGAUUCAAUCGCUCGUACUUCCUCCAUGCUGUUCUUGCUGGUACCUCGUCGACAGUUGGGACAUUCCCUGGACCUCUUAUUGUUGGCACCAAGGGUAGCACAUUCUUCUUGAAUGUAGCCGAUCACCUGACCGACACGACAAUGUUGAGAAGCACUAGCAUCCAUUGGCACGGCAUGUUCCUGCAUGGCUCCAGCUGGGCAGAUGGUCCAGUUGGAGUGACACAAUGCCCCAUCUCCCCUGGCAACUCAUUUUUAUACCAGUUCUCUGUUCCUGAUCAGGCUGGAACCUUUUGGUACCAUUCCCACCAUGUACCCAUGCAAUAUUGCGACAGCUUGAGAGGCACUUUGGUGGUUUACGAUCCUUAUGACCCAUACAGGCAUUUGUAUGAUUUUGAUAAUGAAUCAACUGUCAUUACACUCGCAGACUGGUACCAUCUAUUCACUGUGAACGGGGCAACUUUUCAACCACCUACAGUACUUGUUCUUCUACAGAUCCUAAGAAUGUUUUUGAAAUAUGUAGGAAUACUAUGA